Molecule: messenger RNA, 4390 nt
Organism: Drosophila eugracilis
Lineage: Eukaryota; Metazoa; Arthropoda; Insecta; Diptera; Drosophilidae
Gene: Gprk2
Product: G protein-coupled receptor kinase 2
Exons: 13
Coding region: 773-2911 (712 amino acids)
Biological process (GO): protein phosphorylation; signal transduction; regulation of signal transduction
Cellular component (GO): cytoplasm
Molecular function (GO): ATP binding; G protein-coupled receptor kinase activity
Source: RefSeq, a predicted model, not a curated record
AAAAGAAAAACAAAAAAUCAAAGAGUAUUUCUCGCGCAAAACCAAAAAGCAAAGUCAAAAAGCACAAAGCUAAAAACGCAGAUUUCCCAACAGAAAAGCCGGAAAAUUGCCCACUAGGCGUGUCGCUGCUUCUUCUUCUUUCAAAUUGUUUAUGCUGCAAUUGCCGUAGUGUGCGAAAAGGAGAAAAAGAGAGAGAGAGAGAAAAGGGUCUUAUCAACAACAGAUUUCUUAUCAGAAUCCGGAGAUUUGUUGCGAAAAGUUCCAACUAGCAGAAAUUCGUAGUAAAACCGCACUAAGCGUUUGAUAUAGAACAUUAAACAAACAGUUGCCCAAUCAUCAGCAAAUCGGUCAUUUCCAUUUCGAGAAGCCAAAGAUUGAGGAAACCCAUUGGCUGGCAGACCCACAGCAUUCAAUCAAGCGCAAAUCGGUUCGGUCUGAAAAGGGCACAUUUUCGGCCUUGCAAAUUCCAAUCUUGAAACUAAAUGACGCCUGUGUCUGAAACUGAAGCCCUGCUGCCAAAUACCGCAACGCUGGACGCCAGACGACGGCCACAAAUUAGCCAGCCAGCCGUAGAUUUGCAAGUCUAAGGAGUCGCCAGUAGAAAGUAGAGAGUAGAAAGCAGCGACCAGAGAGAGAGAAGGGAUCCCUGUUCAAAGGAGCCAAGCCAGGUCAGCAACACAGGCAACAUCAAAAGGGAGGACCAGCCAGUGGGACUGCGACUAUUUUUCGAGAGCGCCAAAGGAUUCAUUAAAAAACCGCCAACCUGGAACUAAUGGAAUUAGAGAAUAUUGUGGCCAAUACGGUCUACUUGAAAGCGAGAGAAGGUGGUUCCGACAGCAACAAGGGAAAGAGCAAAAAAUGGCGCAAAAUAUUGCAGUUCCCACACAUAUCGCAAUGCAUAAACCUGAAAGACAAAUUAGACAUAAGCUAUGGCUACGUGAUAGAUCAGCAACCCAUUGGUCGUGAGCUGUUCCGCCUGUUUUGCGAGAGCAAGCGGCCCGUCUACUUUCGCUACAUCACCUUCCUGGAUGAGGUGGUCAAAUACGAGAUCGAGUACAUCUCGAACCGCAUUUUCAUUGGCCAUGACAUCGGGCGUCGCUUCUUGGAUGUCGAGGCGCAGCUGGAGCUCCGCAACGGCAGCGGUGGCGACGCCUUGGACGCCGAGACGCAGGAGGAGCUGCUGCUCAACAGCAGCAAUGCCAAUCCAACUGAAACAGCUGAGACUGAACACUGCAACAAUACCACCGCCAACAACUGCAACAACAUCAACAACAGCAACAACUCGCAGCACAGCAGCGACAUCAAUCACAAGAAGCUCGACACGCGCAAUCACAACGGCGAUGAUGCCACUGGGAACGGGAGCCACCAGGACGACGGCGAGGAAGGCGUCAAGGGCCUGGAUAGCCACGACGAUGCGGAAAAGGGCGGUGGCGGAGAAGGAGGCGGCGGAAAGAGUGCCCAUGUAGGGGGCUAUCCCGACGAACUCGUGCUGGACGUGCUCAACGAUGAUCUCAUUGCGCAAGUGCGUAACAAACUCAACAGCGGCGGCAAGGACAUCUUUGCCCAGUGUGUGAAUGCGGUUAAGGCGUUCCUGGCCGGCGAGCCGUUCCGAGAGUUUGAGAGCUCUAUGUAUUUUCACCGAUACUUGCAAUGGAAGUGGCUGGAGGCACAGCCAAUCACCUAUAAAACGUUUCGCAUGUACCGUGUGCUCGGAAAGGGCGGCUUCGGCGAGGUGUGUGCUUGUCAGGUGCGGGCCACUGGAAAAAUGUACGCGUGCAAAAAGCUGGAGAAAAAGCGCAUCAAGAAGCGCAAGGGCGAGUCGAUGGUGUUAAUCGAGAAGCAGAUACUGCAGAAAAUCAACUCGCCGUUCGUGGUCAAUCUGGCCUACGCGUACGAGACAAAGGACGCCCUCUGCCUGGUGUUGACCAUAAUGAAUGGCGGCGAUUUGAAAUUCCACAUUUACAACAUGGGCGGCGAGCCCGGGUUCGAACUGGAGCGUGCCCGCUUCUAUGCCGCCGAGGUGGCCUGCGGACUGCAGCAUCUGCACAAGCAGGGCAUCGUCUACCGGGACUGCAAGCCGGAGAACAUCCUCCUCGACGAUCACGGCCAUGUACGCAUUUCCGACCUGGGACUAGCCGUCGAGAUACCGGAGGGCGAGAUGGUGCGCGGCCGGGUGGGCACAGUGGGCUACAUGGCCCCCGAGGUCAUCGACAACGAGAAGUACGCCUUCUCCCCCGACUGGUUCAGCUUCGGCUGCCUGCUGUACGAGAUGAUCGAAGGUCAGGCUCCGUUCCGGAUGCGCAAGGAGAAGGUCAAGCGCGAGGAGGUGGACAGGCGCGUUAAGGAGGAUCCCGAAAAGUAUUCAAGCAAGUUUAAUGAUGAAGCCAAAUCAAUGUGCCAACAGCUGUUAGCUAAAUCGAUAAAGCAGCGCCUGGGCUGCCGCAAUGGACGUAUGGGCGGGCAGGAUGUGAUGGCCCACCCGUUUUUCCACUCCACCCAGCUCAAUUGGCGUCGCCUGGAGGCUGGCAUGCUGGAGCCACCCUUUGUGCCAGACCCGCACGCUGUUUACGCCAAAGAUGUGCUCGAUAUUGAACAGUUCUCGACGGUUAAGGGCGUCAAUAUCGACGAAUCCGACACGAAUUUCUAUACGAAAUUCAACACGGGCUCCGUGUCCAUUUCCUGGCAAAGUGAAAUGAUGGAGACCGAAUGCUUUCGGGAGCUGAAUGUGUUCGGUCCCGAAGAGUGUCCCACGCCAGACUUGCAGAUCAAUGCAACGCCCGAACCAGACAAGGCGGGCUGUUUCCCCUUUCGCCGGAAGAAGAAGCAGCCGGCACGCACACAGCCCAUACCCAUUCCCGAGCAUCUGUUAACCACUAGUCACAGCGUGUCCUCCACAACGGUCGAGAGCUGAUAGCAUAGAUCAGUCGAGGAUGCCUCUAAGCGGACGCCUGACGUAGACGUCGACACAUAGCACAAAUUGCGCACAGCUAGCCCGGACCGGAGAGGUUCGGCAGAAGCAGAAGCAGAAGCAGAAGAACAUCAAAGCACAACCUAAUUACAAAACCAAAACCGGAAUCGGUUUCUCCCUCAGUUGACGCGCAAGAAGCAUUUUUGAAAUUGUAUUUUUACAUCAGAUUUUCUAACGAAAUUGCAAGCUGAUUUCGACACACACAUAAAAUAUAGCAUACGAGAAUAUUUAUAAAUGUUUCCAAAAGACUCCACACUGAAACAAAACACACAUAUUAAGCACACUUUCUAGCGUUAAUUAAUGAGAUCGUGGUAGCAUGAAUACCACUCACUAUACCACUUUGAGAGCUAAGGCCGUCAGUUUGUCACAGCACCCAAGAAUAAUGUUACUUAAGUACGAGCGCUAUUUAACUAUCUAAUCGAUCAUCUAUGACAUGUAUCACCAGGAGCAGGAAGCAGCCGGAUCAGCAGCACUAUGUAGACAGCAGAGUAGAGGCUCCGCAGAGCCAGCAGAGUAAUGUGUAAUUUUUGUAAAGUAGUUCGUGCUCAACGGGACAGGGUUGGAAGAUAGAUGUUCUAGUUAGCAUUUGUAAGUUAAGAAAUGACAUGAAUACUCGAAAACUUGAAUGCAUUUUUAACAAUACUUUACGCAUGCUAUAUUGUAAAUGCAUAGAUACAAUACGAACCUAAAACAUAAACAAAUUGUACAUUUUAAAUCCUAUGAUUAUUUAUACGACUCCUAAGUUUUAUUGCCGCACACUUUUGCUAAGCUUUCAUACUGUUCUAUGACAUUUUCUGUUGCCUAAGUUUAAGUUGGCCCGAAGGUUCCCCUAGGAGGACAUAAUUACUGAUAUUCGUUUCUUCACGCAAUAAAAUGAACGGCAAGUUAUGCUAACUGCUAACUGCUAACCAAUGAAAAUUCAUUGAUAUAUGGAUGUCAGCUAGUGUAAGUUCUGUGUAAACGUAGCGUAGGCCUUUUGUAAUUAGCAACAAAGAAAGAAACACAAAAAAGAAAAACAUUUGGAGAAUUUAUUAUGUUAAUAUGGAAAUUUGAUUACGAUCAUUAAACUUGUUGGCAGUUGAAAGUGCCAGCUGCAAGUCUUAGUUCCAAUUCACUUGAUUUAGGCACUACUAGUAAAUUUUAAGGCAUAGAUUGAACAACUACUACCAGCACAACCAAGUCGCAUUCAAAGCAGCAAACGCCAUCAGCCCGAAUCCAACCUAGCACUACAACUACAUAAAGUAAACCAAACUGAGCAAGCGCCGAAAUAUUUAUCUCUAGCAAUUAAAGGCAUAUUUAUAGAACAUCGUAAAUACCAGAUAUACAUACAUAAAUAAAUCUAUUCUGUAAGCGAAAUGAUACAAAAUACAAACGCAGAGUCAAGAGAUGAACAUUCAAAAACAAUAAACGUAUUUAACUACC